AUGGUAUUGUUGCGAUAUCCUAUAACUAACAUACAUGUUCGUCAGUUAGCUAAGAGUUCCCGUCCAACUAAAAUAAAACAAGUAUCUAAUUCAAACAGGAAGAAAUAUGCAUUUUAUGAUUUAGUACUUCGUACCCCUUCCCAUCCACAACAUCCAAUAGAAGCCAAUCUUAUGACAAAUUCAGAAUUAACUAAAUUGAAAAGUCAUACAAAAACUAGAUUUUAUGGUAAUUAUAAACUUGAUACUAGUAUAAGUAAUGAAGAUAAAAUAGCUAAAGUCUUUGGAGGUAGAAUUAAAGGAGAAGAUAGACAAUCAUCAAGUAGAAUGUUAAUUGGAGAAAGUAAAAUUAUUGGUGGAAUUAAUGUACCUGAUAAACCAAAUGAACCAGAUAAUUGUUGUAUGAGUGGAUGUAUUAAUUGUGUUUGGGAAUUAUUUGAUGAAGAUAUUAAAGAUUGGAAUGAAAAGAGAAAAUUAGCUGCUAAAAAAUUAAUUGAAAAAGGUGGUAGAUGGCCAGAAAAUUUCCAUCCUCCUUUAAAAUAUUUAAAUAGAGAAAAUUUCCCAUUAAGUUUAUCAAAUAAAUCAGAUAAAGAAUUAGGAAUUGAUAAAAAACAUCAUCAUGAUGAUGAGAACAAUAUUAUUCAAGAUGAUGAAGCUUGGGGAAAUGUUCCUAUUUCAAUUAGAGUAUUUGCUGAAGUUGAAAAGAAAUUAAAACAAAAGAAGAAAUUACAACAACAACAACAACAACAGCAAUGA
Molecule: messenger RNA, 753 nt
Organism: Candida tropicalis MYA-3404
Lineage: Eukaryota; Fungi; Ascomycota; Pichiomycetes; Serinales; Debaryomycetaceae
Exons: 1
Coding region: 1-753 (250 amino acids)
Cellular component (GO): mitochondrion
Source: RefSeq, a predicted model, not a curated record